GCUUGUUGCGUUCUUUUUAGGCGAAAAGAAAGGAAUAAAGAGUGGGGGUAGGUCCAGAAAUAGAGUAAGGAAGGUGUGACACUUAUACUAACUUACAUUGCCUUCUUCUUCUCUUUUGGGAACUUCUUUUCCAUAAAUCGGAUAACAUGAAGGCGGUCGUGUUGUGCUUGUUUGUGUCAACGCUGUUGCUUUCUGCGGUUUAUUGUGCACCAAAUGAUGGGCUACGUAGGAUUGGGCUGAAGAAGAUUAAUUUGGACCCUAACAAUAGGCUUGCUGCUCGAAUUGGGUCUAAGAAUGUUGAUUAUCUUCGCUCUUCCAUUCGAAAGUUUAAACUCCAAAACAACGUUGGUGGCACCGAGGAAACCGAUAUUGUUGCGUUAAAGAAUUACUUGGAUGCUCAGUACUUUGGUGAAAUAGCCAUCGGAACAUCUCCUCAGAAGUUCACUGUCAUUUUCGACACAGGCAGCUCUAAUUUGUGGGUUCCAUCAUCUAAAUGUGCCUUCUCGAUUGCAUGCUACUUCCAUGCUAAAUACAAGUCUAGCAAAUCAAGUACUUACAGGAAAAAUGGGACUACUGCUGCAAUUCAAUAUGGCACCGGAGCAAUUUCUGGUUUCUUUAGCUAUGACAGUGUCAGAGUUGGUGACAUAGUUGUAAAGAAUCAGGAAUUUAUUGAAGCAACUAAGGAGCCUGGUGUUACAUUUUUGGCCGCCAAGUUUGAUGGUAUACUGGGACUUGGAUUUCAAGAGAUAUCAGUUGGCAAUGCUGUUCCAGUGUGGUACAACAUGGUUGAACAAGGUCUCAUUAAGGAACCGGUAUUUUCAUUCUGGUUCAACCGCAACCCAGAGGAAGAGGAAGGGGGUGAGAUUGUUUUUGGUGGUGUUGUUCCUGCUCACUAUAAGGGAAAGCACACUUACGUGCCUGUGACCAGAAAAGGAUAUUGGCAGUUUGAUAUGGGAGAUGUACUUAUUGCCGGUAAACCCACUGGAUAUUGUGCUGAUGGUUGUUCAGCCAUUGCAGACUCAGGGACUUCUUUGUUGGCAGGUCCAACGACUGUAAUAACUAUGAUUAACCAUGCAAUUGGAGCAUCUGGAGUUAUAAGCCAAGAAUGCAGGACUGUCGUUGCAGAGUAUGGACAAACAAUAUUGGAUUUGCUUUUGGCUGAAACACGGCCGAAGAAGAUCUGUUCCCAGAUUGGAUUGUGCACUUUUGAUGGGAUUCGUGGUGUUGAUACGGGUAUCAAGAGUAUUGUGGAUGAAAAUGAAAGAAAAUCAUCUGGUCGUCUUCAUGGUGCCGCUUGUUCUGCAUGUGAGAUGGCAGUUGUUUGGAUGCAGAACCAGCUGAGCCGAAACCAGACACAAGAUCAGAUACUAAACUACGUCAAUCAGCUUUGUGAUAAAAUGCCUAGCCCGAUGGGAGAAUCAUCUGUUGACUGUGGAAAUCUUGCUUCACUACCUGUAGUGUCCUUUACUAUUGGUGAAAGAACUUUUGACCUUCACCCAGAGGAGUACAUACUCAAGGUGGGUGAAGGUCCUGUGGCUCAGUGCAUUAGCGGCUUUACUGCUAUAGAUAUUCCACCUCCACGUGGCCCUCUCUGGAUCCUUGGGGAUAUCUUCAUGGGGCGUUAUCACACGGUAUUUGAUUUUGGUAAACUUAGAGUGGGAUUUGCUGAUGCAGCUUAGAGUUGUUAUCACGUGUCUCAGAAUAUAGCGAUCCUUGCUAUUAGUGUGUAUACCCUUGCAGUUAAAUUGGACCUAAAGUUCUGGCUUGUACAGGUUUUUAUUAAUGUUAAUACUUUGGGUGUUCCAUAAUAGCUUAACAGAUGUAUCUGUGGCUGCGACAUUAUCCCAUAACUGGGUACAAAGACUAUCUGAAUGUAUGUUUAGUUAUAGCUAUGGUUUUCAUAAUUAUUCCUUGUUU
This is a messenger RNA of Cajanus cajan (pigeon pea), 1917 nucleotides long. Its product is annotated as Saposin-like aspartyl protease family protein. Gene Ontology annotation, biological process: lipid metabolic process; proteolysis. NCBI's taxonomy places the organism in Eukaryota, Viridiplantae, Streptophyta, Magnoliopsida, Fabales, Fabaceae. Gene Ontology annotation, molecular function: aspartic-type endopeptidase activity. The record is from RefSeq and is a predicted model, not a curated record.